AUGAGAACUAGUUGUGUUUUGGUGCUGGCAGCACUGUGUGUGGGAGUGGGUUGCCAUGACAACGCACCGCAGGUGACUGUGAAGCAGGGUUCGCUCAGGGGACACUACCUCACCUCUAGAAAAGGUCGACGAUUCGUCGGCUUUCAGGGGGUGCCAUAUGCGAAACCUCCUUUGGGAGAGAUGCGGUUCAGGAAUCCGGAGCCCCCGGAAUCGUGGGUCGGAGUGCGAGAAGCGACGGAGUACUCCCCCGUAUGCAUCCAGAGAAGCAUCUUUGCCAAGCAGAUAGACAUAACGGGAUCAGAAGACUGCCUGUACCUCAACGUCUUCACACCGCAAGUACUUUCCAGCCUCAGGAUGGACGUGAUGGUGUGGUUUCAUGGGGGUGGCUUCGUGUCGGGGGCGGGGUCAUUCUACGGUCCGGAGUACCUGUUGGAUGAGGACAUCGUACUAGUGACUGUCAACUACAGGCUUGGACCCAUCGGUUUUCUGAGCACUGGAGAUGUUGCAGCACCAGGUAAUUUUGGGCUGAAGGACCAGGUGGCAGCUCUGCAUUGGGUGCAUAAUAACAUAGAGUUGUUUGGGGGAAAUCCAAGCAGUGUGACCCUAUUUGGGGAGAGUGCUGGAGGAAGCAGUGUUCAUUAUCACAUGCUGUCACCCCUGAGCAGAGGCCUGUUUCACCGUGGUAUCUCUCAGAGUGGUACAGCACUUUGCUCUUGGGCUUUUGCAGCCAAUGGAUCUUCAUCACACCAGGCUAGGAAAUUGGCCAAGCUUCUGGAUUGCCCCACCAGCCCAAAUGCAGGCCUGGUGGAGUGUCUUAGAACUAAGGAUGCUAGAGAUGUCAUAGCAACAGACAAACAAUUCAUGGAAUGGGAUGUGGAUCCACUGAUUCCAUUCAAACCUGUAGUAGAACCUACAGGACUGCAGGAUGCAUUCUUGCCUGCUGAGCCUCUACAGCUUCUGCAGAAAGGCCCUCUCUCCAUCCCCUGGUUGACAGGGAUCAACUCAGCAGAUGGAGCACUGAAAGCAGCACCAAUCUAUGAGAAAGCAGAAUUGGUGGCUGAGCUGAAUUCUCAGUUUGAGCGUGUGGCUCCAAUUACUAUGUUUUAUGGAGAGGUAAGCUCUCCAGAUGUGGCUGCUGAGAUCAGCCAGCGUAUCAAAUCUUUCUACUUCAAGGAGCAGCCCAUUGGAAAUGAGACCAUGCAUAGAGUAGUGGAUAUGUACACAGACAGUUUCUUUUCGUGGGCAGCAAAUGAGGCAGUGCAUAUCCAUCUGUCCAGGAACUUUGUUGAGGGUGAUGGUGCUUCAGUAUACUAUUACUACUUUACAUAUCGAGGACCUCACAGCUACAGCGAGCUCUUUGGUGACCCCACCAGAGAUUUCGGUGUCUGUCAUGCUGAUGAGCUCAUCUAUUUGUUUCCAUCUGCAAGAGUUUUUGGCAACUUUAGUGCAACACCUGAGGAAGAGCAGAUGACUGACUGUCUCAUUCACAUGUGGACCAACUUUGCCCACACUGGGAAUCCAACACCCUUGGAUACAAAGAAGGAUGUGAUGUCCACAACAUGGCAGCCAGUGACCUCUAUAGACAAUCUUGAGUAUCUGCACAUAGAAUCACCAAGUAACAUCUACAUGAACAGCGGUCUACUCAAGGAUCGUGUUAGGUUCUGGUCUUCACUGCCUCUUGGUUUUACAAACACUGCACGUACACUCCUGCGGGAUGAACUAUAACAGGUGACAAUGUCAGUCUUCUGGGUUAAAACACCAUGCAGACUUGCCAGAAGAUACCAGCAUUUCAGAGUAACGUACAUAUUUAGCCUACAAAUCUACACAGAAUUACAAACUAGAAGACAAACAUUAAUAUCUUCAAAUCUCAUACAAGGGUGAGUUCAGAAAUUAAUUAUUAUAUGCUGGAUUUCAAAUUUUGUCUGUUAUCAUACAUACUGAAUAUAACACAGCAUUUUAGAAACUGGAUCUGUUUCUGUCCUUUGAUGAAAAAGUGUGAGGAGUUUCUACUCAGAUGGGUCUAUUAGAAAUGGCUAAUGUCAAAUUAAGGUUAAACUUAUGUAUAAUUUCAUGUUAUUUGUAUGAUAAAGAAUUGCUAGACUCAAGUAGAAACUGACAAAUUACUUGUUUCUUCUUUGUGUUAUCACUUUCAAUGUACAUAGCAAUGUCAGUUAUUAUUCCAGUUGCAAAUAUACUAUUUCUAAAUAAUUUAUUUAUUUAUUUUAUAUAUGCAGUAUAUUUAAUAUAACCCUUGCAGGUUAAUUUCCAGUUAUCUUUUCAUACAAUCCAUGGAUCCAUAUGUUAGACAGAUGACAACCUUUGUAGGCUGAUUAAAAAAAUAGUUUGCUAUCCACAGGUGCAUCCCAUCUUUUUGUCUCCACUAUCACCAAAUGGACAAUACUUAUAAAGAAAACAAAGUGAUCAAUGUUUAUACAAGUACGGUUUUAUUUAUUAUAAACUACAUAUUUUAUGGAUCCGUGUGCAUACAUAAUCAUACAUACGUGUGUUAAUUGUUGCCAAUGUGUCUCAUUAGUUUUGAAAUAUGUGAAAUGAUUGGUAGAUUUUAGUUAAUUUCUUCAGAUGUGCUGUCAAGUAUUCAUUGACUUGCUAUGUUGCAGGUUCUUCACCCUUCCAAAUAAAGACUGUUCUUGUUAUGCCCUGUAUUACUGGCACCAUUAAGCGAUGAACAGAAAUCACCAUUAAUUUAUGUGUUUAAUCUAGUGUCUUUGUAGAAAGAUUGAAGCCUAGGAUUAUGUGUAUUAAUUAAAUUCUGCUCUUUACACUGCUCACAUGUUGUGAUCUACCAUGAUUGUAUAUGUAUUUUUGUUUUUGACCUUCUGUACAAUGCUGGUUCUUAAUUUAAUUAUUGCUGCUGCUUCAUUUAUCAGGGUCAUUUAGUACUGAAUAAUGGAUUAUGGUAUAGUGAAUCCAGUAAUAGGAAUAGGCAGAAUUGUCUGUAUUUUAUAAUUAUCAAGAUAUUUGUUUCUGUUACUCUGAUAAGAGUCAUCUGUUUAUUAUAUUAAAUGCUCUUUAUGCAAUUUA
Messenger RNA from Zootermopsis nevadensis, 3042 nucleotides. Its product is annotated as venom carboxylesterase-6. The record is from RefSeq and is a predicted model, not a curated record. Lineage: Eukaryota; Metazoa; Arthropoda; Insecta; Blattodea; Termopsidae.